Molecule: messenger RNA, 2853 nt
Organism: Salvelinus fontinalis (brook trout)
Lineage: Eukaryota; Metazoa; Chordata; Actinopteri; Salmoniformes; Salmonidae
Product: cysteine-rich protein 2-like
Exons: 5
Coding region: 186-722 (178 amino acids)
Biological process (GO): intrinsic apoptotic signaling pathway in response to DNA damage; regulation of gene expression
Molecular function (GO): zinc ion binding
Source: RefSeq, a predicted model, not a curated record
AACUGAGAAAGAUAUUGACCCGGAAGUGGAGUGACGUCUUUGUUUAUGUUUGAAAGUUGAGCAAGACUUGAAAAGUACCGUGAGUUUGUUGAUAUCCUGUAUUGAAAACAGAUUGACCUGUCUUCAAUUUGAUCGAUUAUUAACGUUUACAAAUACCUUAAGUUGUAUUACAAAAGUACUUUGAAAUGUUUUGGCAAAGUUUAGAGGUAAUUUUUUUUCGAUAUUUUGUCGUGAUUUUGCGCAAAUUGAACGCUGUUUUUCCUGGUACAACGGCGCCAAAUAAAUGGACAAUUUGGAUAUAUAUGGACGGAAUUAAUCGAACUAAAGGACCAUUUGUGAUGUUUAUGGGACAUAUUGGAGUGCCAACAAAAGAAUCUCGUCAAAGUUCCAUAGGUCAGAGGUCAAGCUGUGCUGAGCCAAUAGUGGAAAAGGUUACUGGUUAUGAUGACAUCACUACUGGUUAUGAUGACAUCACUGGAACUCCGCUGUGUGGAAACAUGCAGAAUGGAUCAGAGAAUAGUGUGAGCUGUGGUAACGCUAGACGGCCCUGGUGCUGUCAACGUCAGCUAUCUUCAUCUGCACAGACAAGUGAGAAGAAGAGGUCAUUGGGGCGGGACUACCACCCUCUGUGUCUGAAGUGUCAACAGUGUCAGAGACAGUUGACCCCGGGACAACAUGCUGAGCAUGAUGAGAAACCCUACUACACUAACUGUUACAUGUAGAUGUUUGGUACCAGAGGUAGAUACUGCUUGGUGAUGAGUAACCCUACUACACUGUUACAUGUAGAUGUGUGGUACCAGAGGUAGAUACUGCUUGGUGAUGAGUAACCCUACUACACUGUUACAUGUAGAUGUGUGGUACCAGAGGUAGAUACUGCUUGGUGAUGAGUAACCCUACUACACUGUUACAUGUAGAUGUUUGGUACCAGAGGUAGAUACUGCUUGGUGAUGAGAAACCCUACUGCACAAAUUGUUACAUGUAGAUGUGUGGUACCAGAGGUAGAUACUGCUUGGUGAUGAGUAACCCUACUACACUGUUACAUGUAGAUGUGUGGUACCAGAGGUAGAUACUGCUUGGUGAUGAGUAACCCUACUACACUAACUAUUACAUGUAGAUGUUUGGUACCAGAGGUAGAUACUGCUUGGUGAUGAGUAACCCUACUACACUGUUACAUGUAGAUGUGUGGUACCAGAGGUAGAUACUGCUUGGUGAUGAGUAACCCUACUACACUGUUACAUGUAGAUGUUUGGUACCAGAGGUAGAUACUGCUUGGUGAUGAGUAACCCUCCUACACUAACUGUUACAUGUAGAUGUUUGGUACCAGAGGUAGAUACUGCUUGGUGAUGAGUAACCCUACUGCACAAAUUGUUACAUGUAGAUGUGUGGUACCAGAGGUAGGUACUGCUUGGUGAUGAGAAACCCUACUACACUGUUACAUGUAGAUGUUGGGUACCAGAGGUAGAUACUGCUUGGUGAUGAGUAACCCUACUACACUGUUACAUGUAGAUGUUUGGUACCAGAGGUAGAUACUGCUUGGUGAUGAGAAACCCUACUACACUAACUGUUACAUGUAGAUGUUGGUACCAGAGGUAGAUACUGCUUGGUGAUGAGUAACCCUACUACACUAACUGUUACAUGUAGAUGUUUGGUACCAGAGGUAGAUACUGCUUGGUGAUGAGAAACCCUACUACACUAACUGUUACAUGUAGAUGUAUGGUACCAGAGGUAGAUACUGCUUGGUGAUGAGUAACCCUACUACACUAACUGUUACAUGUAGAUGUUUGGUACCAGAGGUAGAUACUGCUUGGUGAUGAGAAACCCUACUACACUGUUACAUGUAGAUGUUUGGUACCAGAGGUAGAUACUGCUUGGUGAUGAGAAACCCUACUACACUGUUACAUGUAGAUGUUUGGUACCAGAGGUAGAUACUGCUUGGUGAUGAGUAACCCUACUACACUGUUACAUGUAGAUGUUUGGUACCAGAGGUAGAUACUGCUUGGUGAUGAGUAACCCUACUACACUGUUACAUGUAGAUGUUUGGUACCAGAGGUAGAUACUGCUUGGUGAUGAGUAACCCUACUACACUGUUACAUGUAGAUGUUUGGUACCAGAGGUAGAUACUGCUUGGUGAUGAGUAACCCUACUACACUGUUACAUGUAGAUGUUUGGUACCAGAGGUAGAUACUGCUUGGUGAUGAGAAACCCUACUACACUGUUACAUGUAGAUGUUGGGUACCAGAGGUAGAUACUGCUUGGUGAUGAGAAACCCUACUACACUAACUGUUACAUGUAGAUGUUUGGUACCAGAGGUAGAUACUGCUUGGUGAUGAGAAACCCUACUACACUGUUACAUGUAGAUGUUGGGUACCAGAGGUAGAUACUGCUUGGUGAUGAGUAACCCUACUACACUGUUACAUGUAGAUGUUGGGUACCAGAGGUAGAUACUGCUUGGUGAUGAGAAACCCUACUACACUAACUGUUACAUGUAGAUGUUUGGUACCAGAGGUAGAUACUGCUUGGUGAUGAGAAACCCUACUACACUGUUACAUGUAGAUGUUUGGUACCAGAGGUAGAUACUGCUUGGUGAUGAGUAACCCUACUACACUGUUACAUGUAGAUGUUGGGUACCAGAGGUAGAUACUGCUUGGUGAUGAGAAACCCUACUACACUAACUGUUACAUGUAGAUGUUUGGUACCAGAGGUAGAUACUGCUUGGUGAUGAGAAACCCUACUACACUGUUACAUGUAGAUGUUUGGUACCAGAGGUAGAUACUGCUUGGUGAUGAGAAACCCUACUACACUAACUGUUACAUGUAGAUGUUUGGUACCAGAGGUAGAUACUGCUUGGUGAUG